This is a messenger RNA of Aspergillus piperis CBS 112811, 822 nucleotides long. RefSeq names its product ubiquitin carboxyl-terminal hydrolase. Lineage: Eukaryota; Fungi; Ascomycota; Eurotiomycetes; Eurotiales; Aspergillaceae. The transcript has 2 exons. Gene Ontology annotation, cellular component: cytoplasm. Gene Ontology annotation, molecular function: cysteine-type deubiquitinase activity. The record is from RefSeq and is a predicted model, not a curated record. Gene Ontology annotation, biological process: ubiquitin-dependent protein catabolic process; protein deubiquitination. Bases 56 to 793 code for a protein of 245 amino acids.
UCAGCAUCAACCAUCUCUAAAUACUUUGCCCUUUCUGUCAGCUGAGUCCUCCAAAAUGGAAAGGAAAACAUGGAGAAUGCUAGAAAACAACCCCGACGUAAUGAACCAACUAGCAGCAAAGCUAGGCUUAUCGCCGGAGCUACAGUUCUACGACGUAUAUUCCAUAGACGACCCAUCAGAGCUUACACACAUCCCCCGACCUGCUCUAGCUCUGUUGGUGAUCAUCCCACUUACACCAGCUUGGGACCAAAACCGCAAGGCCGAAGAUGCUGACAAAGAAGAACCCUAUCCUGGCUCCGGCCGCCCUGAUGAGCCCGUCAUCUGGUUCAAGCAAACCAUCGGCCACGCCUGUGGUUCGAUCGGUCUGCUCCAUAGCGUGAUCAAUGGUCCGGCUGUUGACUUUAUCAAGCCUGAUUCCGAUCUCGCGGAGAUACGCAAGCAAGCUAUACCGCUGGAUAUGGACAAACGCGCUAAGAUGCUGUACGACAGUGAGGCGUUUGAAGUCGCUCAUAAGUCAGUCGAGCAGGCUGGUGAUACCGAUGCGAAUUUAAUGGAUGAGCGUGAUGGUGGGCAUUUUGUUAGUUUCAUCAAGAGUGGCGGGAAGCUCUGGGAGCUGGAGGGGUCGAGGAAGGGACCUCUGGAGAGGGGGAAUCUUGCUGAGGACGAGGAUGUUCUUAGUCCACGGGCGCUUGAUAUGGGUAUUAAGAGGAUUAUCAAUCUGAAUGCGGGUGAAGGAGGAAGUCUGUGUUUCAGUUGCAUUGCUUUGGCCCAUAGGGCCAAAAGCCAUGCUUAAUGCUCAAUUGAUAUACUGUGUACGGAGUA